AUGUUUUAUAGAGAUUAUGGUAGACGUGUUGGUUUUGAGGUGAUAAUUAGAACCACACAUAGGCGUGUGAAAAGUAGGAAAAUUUGUUCGCGUUUAUAUAUAUGUCGAAAGGGUGGUCGAUUAGUACCCAAGUCGUUGGAUGAAGGUACGGAUGUUCAUAAAAGAAGGAGAAAUUGGGAUUCGAUUUGUAGAACGCAUUUCUUGGCGGGGAAGUACGUUGUUCAUAGGGAAAAAUUGAAGAAAUGGGAAGUGACAUUGGUUAAUUUAAAACACAAUCCCACAAUGAUUUCAAAGGAUGAAGUGCUUUUCAUGCAAAGGCCAAGGAAUAUAAUUCCCGUUAUUCGGCAGUUAAAUAUAACAUUGAUUAAAUCGGGUAUUGGGCCUUCAAACACUUUAAACAUGUUAGGAGAGUUACCGGGUGCCUGGGAGAAUAUUGGAUUUAGUAAUGAAGAUGUUCGGAAUGUAUUGCGUGAUAUUCGACAUUAUGUGUUUGAUUCGAGUAAUGCUUUAGAGGGAUUGGCAUUACUUGGAGAAUUGAAACGUAAUAGUCAAGGUGAAUUUUUCUAUAAAGUUGACGUGGACGAGGAAAAUCGUGUGCGGGCCAUGCUGUGGGUUGACCCGAGAUCAGUCAAUGCCUACAAAACUAUUGGAGAUGUUGUUUUUGACUCCACUUAUCGUACUAAUAGGUGGCAUAUAAGAACAAAGUUUGGUGAAAUAUUGUCUCAUUUAUAUGCAAAUCAUGAUCACUUCAAAGAAGAUUUCAACUCUUGCAUCUACAAGUCACUAAUGGGUGCACAAUUCGAAGAUAGGUGGGAGGCAUUAGGUUAA
Molecule: messenger RNA, 828 nt
Organism: Daucus carota subsp. sativus
Lineage: Eukaryota; Viridiplantae; Streptophyta; Magnoliopsida; Apiales; Apiaceae
Product: protein FAR1-RELATED SEQUENCE 5-like
Exons: 2
Coding region: 1-828 (275 amino acids)
Biological process (GO): regulation of DNA-templated transcription
Source: RefSeq, a predicted model, not a curated record